Molecule: messenger RNA, 1476 nt
Organism: Hansenula anomala
Lineage: Eukaryota; Fungi; Ascomycota; Saccharomycetes; Phaffomycetales; Wickerhamomycetaceae
Exons: 1
Coding region: 1-1476 (491 amino acids)
Biological process (GO): biotin import across plasma membrane
Cellular component (GO): membrane
Molecular function (GO): dethiobiotin transmembrane transporter activity; biotin transmembrane transporter activity; solute:proton symporter activity
Source: RefSeq, a predicted model, not a curated record
AUGAGUGAAAUUGAUCAUUCAAGCCUUGGAACAACAGGUAAAAAUGAUGUUCAAACUUCAACAAAUUCUAAAGAAGAAGAACAAUACAUUACCCCAGAAUUCACACCAGAAGAAUUAUCUAAAUUGAACAAGAUUUAUUUAAAGCUAGAUCUUCGUAUCAUUCCAGCAUUAUGGUGUUUAUAUUUCCUAACAUCAUUUGGUUCUUCAGCUUAUGGUAAUACACUAACUAUGAAUUCAGAAAAGAAACAUUCUUUAAUUCAAACAUUGAAGUUAACAACUCAUGACACAUCUACAGCUUCGGCCCUAUACUAUGUUGGUUAUAUCAUUUUCGAUGUUCCUAUGAAUAUUGCAAUGACAAAAUUAGCGCCCCAAGCUUGGUUAUCCCGUAUUGUAUUCACUGUUGGAUUAGUUUAUGCUUGUUAUGCCGCUUUGGAUAAUGCUGGUGGAAUCAUUGCAGUUAGAUUCAUUAGCGGUGUUGCAGGUGCAGGUACUUGGCCUGGAUUGAGUUAUUACGUUAGUUUAUGGUAUCCUCCACAUCGUAUGACUAGAAGAAUUGGUUAUUAUUUCACAGCGGCACAACUUAGUGCGAGUGCAGCUGGGUUAGUUGCAGCUGGGUUCCAAAAAAUGGAUGGUGCUAGAGGAUUGGAAGGUUGGAGAUGGUUGUUUUUGGUUUAUGGUGUUGUUACUAUUUUCGUUAGUUUAUUAUUAUUAGUUUGGUUACCAGAUAACGAUGUUGAUAGACCAGAAUCAAGAUUUGAGAUUAUAAAUAAAUUUAGAAAAUUGAAUGUCUAUCCACUAACUGAAGAUGAAAGAAUUUUACAUGAAAGGGAAAUGUCAAUGUAUAAUACUAAAGUGCAUUGGGGUUGGAAGAAACUGGUUGAAAUUUUCCUUGAUAUCAAAUUAUGGCCAUUAAUUAUGAUGUAUUUUGGUGUUGUCGGUACUGGGUUUGGUCUAGCAGUUUUCGGUACAACUUUAAUCAAAGCAGUCCUAGGAGUUUCAUCUAUAAAUGUUAGUUUACUAUAUGCUCCAAUUUGGUUAUUCGACUUGGGUGCAAUUUUGUUGAUUACACCAUUUUCAGAUAUUUUCAAAAAAUUCAGACCUUUAAUCUUUUCAGUUUCAACAGUUAUUAUCAUUAUUGGAUUAGUUGUUUGUACAUAUGCUAAACACAAGUGGUCAAGAUAUGGUGGAUUAUUGAUUUCAGGGUUUGGGUUAGGUCCAACAGUUCCAACUUGUAUGUCAAUGACUGCAGAGAUUUUUGGAGCAAAACAUGGUGAUAUUGGUGUCGCAGUUUCAAGUGCAUUAGUUAGUGGACUUGGUAAUUUAGGUUCAGUUAUGGCUACGUAUGCCUUAUAUAGUGGAUGGCCAGCUGAUAAGAAACGUACUUAUGAAUACUCAAACAUGAUGCUUGUUGUUAUUUUAGGUGUUUCCAUAAUAUCUGCAGGUGUUUCUACAUUAAUGAGUAGAAAAAGAAAGUAA